Messenger RNA from Alligator sinensis (Chinese alligator), 2149 nucleotides. RefSeq lists its product as uncharacterized. NCBI's taxonomy places the organism in Eukaryota, Metazoa, Chordata, Crocodylia, Alligatoridae. The transcript is spliced from 2 exons. The record is from RefSeq and is a predicted model, not a curated record. The coding region runs from base 965 to 1945 and encodes 326 amino acids.
GCCGACGACCGCUGCAGCUGGCUAACAUCUGGCCGUGGCCUGGGUGGAGGUGCAGAGAAGCAGAUGAGGCCACUCUCUGCGAGGGGCACUGCCACCAGAUGGGGCGUCUCCUCCAUGUUUUAAUUCCCUCCUCAGCUUCCAGAUAAUUAUAGCAGGAACGAGCGGCCUUGUGCACUCCCCAUUCAGGCACCUAUUGGUACAAUUAAUCCCAGCACUGCUCUAAACGGCGACACAAAAGGCCUUUGGAGUGAGGCCCUUUAUCAGCGAACAAAGAGCGGCCUGUGGGAGAGAACCUGAGAUUGCACUUUUCCCGCUGACACGCAUUUUGCGCACACAAAAGCAAAGCCACACAAAGUGCUGUGCGCCGGGUCAGACGCUGCAGGGAGACCCCGCCACGCACUUCCCAGACCGCGGGGCCCACCCACUCCCAGAUUCCCACCGCCGCCUGCCAGGGGAAUCCUCCCACCUCCGACCCCGGCUGACAUGGGAGCCGUCGCGCUACCCCACGCCAGCGCCCUUCUCACCGAGGGGGCAGGCCAAGGAGGUGCCCGCUCCCCAGCUGCCCUCGCCUCCCACGUCGGCCGAGAUACCAUCGCGCAGGGAAACAUCCGCGUCCCCCAGAGACUCGGUGCCUGGCAUUGCCCACCAACACCCUCUUACGAAGCACAUGCCGCCCACUACCCUUCCUCGCUCCAGCACCCUUCCCCAUGAUGACCCCUCCACUCACCCACCUGCCUAUGUCAUCCCCAGGCUUCGAGAUGCUCUCCUGGCCUCACUCCCCAGUGCUGUGAAUUUCCCCCAAAACCUUCCCCGUGGCAAGCACCGGGCUUUUAGGAACAGGGACUGCAGUCCGAUCCUUAGCAGUCGCAGCCGCUUCCCACCCCGGGGUGCAACGACAAGGAGCGGUACCCGAAACACCAAGAACGCCCGAUGACGUGCCACAGGGGAAGAUUUUGCACGGGAGAUGCAGAUGGAGCGGGCUGAGGGGGACACGGAGAUGCGGCGGGAGCAGCUUGGCGUGGGUCCCCCGCACCCCCCCCAGCCGGCAAGUCUGGACUUGGCUCCGGGAGGGGCUGCGGACACGGAGGCAGGAGAAGGGGGUGCCCCACUCUCCUCCGUCCCUGCGCCCCCCCAAAAGCCCGGCCUGUCGGAGCACAGCGACUCCAGGCUGGGGAGAGGUUGCGACCCCCAGCCCAGCCCAGGACAAGACUCGCAGCUGGAUUUCAAAGGCCUCAAACGUUCGCUCGCCGCCUUUGAUCUCGACAGAUGCUGUGCGGCAGCUCCCUCUGCAGGAGCUGGGGACGGCUGCACCUGCGGGCCGCGCGGGAGCCGGGACCGCUGCCCAGCACCAGCACCCUGGACCCCCCCCACCCUCGGGCACCUGACCUCAGACCCCCAGCCCCAGCCAGGGGAACCCUGGGGAAACCCACCCAGUGCUGGUCCUUCCUUUAGCUGUGAGCGUCUUCUCUUUCUGAACCAGACUAGCUUUGCUGACGGCUGGCCCCGCCACUCCCCUCCACAUGCACACGUUCUCCCUCCGUGUCUCGCUUCUUCAUCUGCGUUUCCGUCCAGCCGAUUCCAUCCCCUCCCCCUGAGGCAGAGCAGAGCAACGUGGCUCCAUCUCCUCCUCCUCGCUGCAGCGGCCAGGCAGGGCCUCAACUCAAGGACAUGGUGCCAUCAAGCCUGGCCUGCGCCUGCCCCGACUAACCCCCUUGCACAGGUCCUGCAGCCGGGAAGUAGGAGGCAAAGCCAGCACAAGCUUGGGGAGUGGUCCCGGCAGUACUUUGGCCUCCUUACUCAAGGAGGGAUGCCGGGGAAGAGGCCAACUGCUUGGCCCUGCUUGCUACCUGCCCUGGGCCCUGCCUGGGGGAGAAGCUAUUGGGUGCAGCAUUCAUGCCUGGGAUGGGGCAGGGAGGAAGGGAAGCAUCAGACCCUCCUGCCGUAGAUGCAUUGACUCUUCUGCCAGGAAACGGGGGUUGUGACAACUGCCCCCAGCUGGGACCAUCCCCAGAGCCCGCAGGACGCGUCAGCCUGGCUCAGCACUUCCAUGCCCAUGUCCUGCCUCUGGCCAAGGCCUGGACCUGCCCUACUUGAAGUUAAGUGAACCUAAUAACAGGUUCGUUAUUGCCACAUUAUAGCAGGGCCCAGA